This is a messenger RNA of Hyphopichia burtonii NRRL Y-1933, 2396 nucleotides long. Its product is annotated as protein-lysine N-methyltransferase. The record is from RefSeq and is a predicted model, not a curated record. NCBI's taxonomy places the organism in Eukaryota, Fungi, Ascomycota, Pichiomycetes, Serinales, Debaryomycetaceae. The transcript has a single exon. The coding region runs from base 75 to 2396 and encodes 773 amino acids.
UUUAAAUAUAGUUGGUUAGUUGGUUAGUUGGUUAGUUAUAGUUGGUUAGUUAUAGUUAGUUAGUUAUAGUGGUUAUGUCGUUGACUACUUCAGAUAAGAUUGCCAGUCUUAUGGAAUGGCUUAACGCCAACGCCUUCUGGAACAACGACCAAUUGGACGUUGAACAAUCCAAAGAGUCCUCUGGGAUUGGAGUAUUUUUCAAUUCACCAGAUGAAGAUGAAGAGGACGACGAUAAUUUGUUAUUAAGGAUUCCAAAGGAAAAUAUUCUUUCACCUAAGAACUCGCUCAUUUGGAAUUUGCUCGUUGAUUAUAGUGAAAAUCAUAUUGUAAACUUCGAUGUUGAUUUAACUCAAGGUAUGCACAGUAUUGUUAUAUGUUUUAUUUAUGAAUUGGCAAUUGGUUCUAAAUCACCAUGGUUUCAAUAUAUACAAUCCAUGAUACCUAACGAAACUGAAGAAUCCAAGUUCAAUAAUGUCCCCAUUUGUUUAUGGCCCGAAAUUUAUAAGAAAAGUUUAUUCAAUACUGAAUGUGAUUUACUUAAUAUGUUAGAUAAUACAGAAUUGGUUAAUUACUUUAUUGAAUGCAUUAAUUUCGCUAAAGUCAAUUCUUCCUUUAUUGAGAUCCCUAAAGUUUUCGAUGUUAAUGUGGAAAUCAAUCAAGACAAUAUCGAUCAAUUACCUAAAAUCAUCUUGGAUAAUCAUCACGAAAAAUUGAUUCAAUUUGGUAAAUACGUUCAAACGGUUAUAAGCCGUGCUUUUGAAGUUGACGAAUUCCAUGGGCUUUCCUUGGUUCCUGGGGCUGAUUUGUUUAAUCAUAUUCCUCCGGUUCUCAAUGAAGAUUCAAGAAUCUCCGGUAGAGAAGAUGUCCAUUUCGUUUGUGAUGGUGGUGAUGACGUUUGCGAUGUCUGUGGAGAAUUAGACUGUGAAGAUCACCGAGACGAAGACGAAAUGGAUAUCGAAGAAGAUGGCAUGUUCGACGACGAUGAUGAUGAUAGUUUGAAUGAUAUGCAAUUCGAUAGCGAUGGUCAACUAGUCGAAAAUGAUGAUGAUGAUGACGAUGAUGAAAAUAAUGAUGACAAUGAUGAUGACCUUGAUGAUAAUGAUGAUAAUGAAAAUUUAAAUGAUGAUGAAAUCUUGGGUGGUGAUAGUGAAGUUGAUGAAACUGAAUUGUUUAGUUCAUCAGAUGCAGAUGAUUCUUCUCUUGAAUCUGACUUGGAUGAUAAUAAUUCGGAAGUCGCCGACGAUCAUUCAGAAAUUGACCAUUCAGAUGCCGACUCUUCUCAAACUGAAGAUAUUCCUGAAUUGAAAGAAAUUACAAUGGAAUACAUCAACAAAAUUGAACAAGAAUUGAAAGAUGAAGAAAGUGAAGAACAAGAUGACGAAAAUGAUGACGAAGAUGAAUCGGAGGCUGAAACUCAUCUUGAUGAAGAAGAAGUAUCGACUGAUCAAGAAGAAGAAAAUGUAUCAAAUGUCAAUCAACACUUAUUAGCAGACCAAGAAAAUUUGGCUCUUUUAUUAUCAGAUGGAUCUAAAUGUUGUGAUAUUGUCUUAUCCAAGAAACCAAAUAAAUCAAAGGGUAAAUAUGAAUUAUUCAAUACCUAUGGUAAUGGUCUUUCCAAUCCUUAUUUAUUACAAAGAUAUGGCUUUAUUACUGAAAAUAUUAAUGAUAAUUGUGUUUUAUCAGUACAGUUAUUCCAAUAUUUGAAGAAAUUUAAAUCAGAUAAUUCAGAAUUGAAAAUUAAACAAUUAAAUAAUAAAUUGGAUUGGUAUGAACAUAUUGGUUUUGAAUUUGUAAAUGACUUAACUUGCCAAUACGAAUCAAGACCAGCUCUUCCUGAAGAUGAUUUGGAAGAACACCCUCAUGAACACUCCCAUGGCCACGACGAUCACGAUAGGAGCCAUUGCCAAGAUGAAGACUGUCAAGAUGAAGACUGUCAAGAUGAAGACUGUCAAGAUGAAUGUGAAGAUGGUUGUUGUGGUGGUGAUGAUGAUGAUGAUGAAACUGAUGAACAUACCCAAAUUCUUGAAGAAAAUCUUCCAGAAUCGUGGCAAUUAUCACCUCGUGUUACCGCAGAUGGUUCAAUAACUCCUCAAACUUACGCAUUGAUCAAAUUACUCAUCAUGCCGUAUAAGUUAUUUCACUACAAAUUAAUCGAAUGUGCUAGUGAAGGUAAAUUGGCGAAAAGAAUAUUUCAAAACUUGUUACCGUAUGGGUUAGAUUCUACUUCAGAUAAAUAUUACAACCAGGUUUACCUGUUGGCUAAAAAAUGGUGCAAACAAAGAUUAGAUAGAUAUAGAAAAGAAGAAACUAAAAUGGACGAUGUUAAAGCUGAUAUCGUGAAGUCUCUUCUUGAAAGAGAGAAAUCAAUUCUUAAAUCAGUAAUCGCAAAAAACUGA